Messenger RNA from Eimeria maxima, 1035 nucleotides. RefSeq names its product protein phosphatase 2C, putative. The record is from RefSeq and is a predicted model, not a curated record. Lineage: Eukaryota; Apicomplexa; Conoidasida; Eucoccidiorida; Eimeriidae. The transcript has 10 exons. Bases 1 to 1035 code for a protein of 344 amino acids.
AUGGUCUGCACGAUUGCUGCUGCUCGGACCUAUUUAGCUGCUGCUUCCCGUCAGCAGCUACCUGCUGCCUUUCUUCCCCCUCAAGGAGGAGGAGCAUUAGCAGCAGCAGCAGCAGCAGCAGCAGCAGGAAGACACGGACGUCGACAGCUUGAACAGCAGCAGCAGCAGAUCAAGCAGCAAGUACAUCAGCAACUGCAGCAGCAGCAGCAGCAGCAGCAGCAGCAGCAGCAGCAGCGGGGGUUCUGCGAUGGGGUAGUAUGGAGGUCUGAGUAUGCCCUUAAGACAAAAGGGACAGGACCUAAGACACCCCUAUACUUCGAUGCAUAUCAGGUUUGUGUCCCUCAUCCAUCUAAGAGACAACGAGGAGGAGAAGAUGCCGCCUUCUGCAGCACCAGCUGUUUGGUGGUAGCUGAUGGUGUAGGUGGUUGGGAGUCAUCAGGUAUAGAUCCAGGUAUCUACUCUAAGGAACUUGUUAAGAGAAUAGGUGCAGCAGCAGCAGCAGCAGCAGCAGGAAAAGAUAUUCCUCGUUCUCCUCUUUCUUUAAUGAAGAAAGCAUACCUAGCAACACAUGCUAUUGGAUCAUGGCCAUCAUCGAAUCGUAUAAUAGCUCGUAGUGAUUUUCAAUGUCAUUCAUUUAAUUUUCCCCUCCAAUUAGGAACAGGAAGUAGAGACUUCCCUGAACAUUCACAUCUUGUUACGGCCUCAGUUGAGCCUGGCGAUAUUUUGUUUCUCGCUACAGAUGGUGUGUUCAACGGGGUUUGGGACAACUUGUUUGAUGAACAAGUGCUGCAGCAUCUCCAAAGCGAGGGGGAUCCGUUGAAGGCAGCAGAGAGGAUUUGCAGCGUCUGCUACCAGCUUUCCCUUAGCCCGAAAUGGGACAGCCCCUUUGCUACUAAAGAAAGGGAACUUUUAGGGUUAAUGCCUAGACACCUAGGAGGGAAACCUGAUGAUAUUACUGUUGUUGUUGCUGUCGUUAGGGAAAACAAAGAAAGCGCCGCCGCCGCCGCAUCAGACAUAAAAAACCCUAAACCCUAA